AAAUAGCUUUAUUCAAUUCCACCGUUUGGAGUCGAGCCUGUGCGUGAAGUCGACUCGAAGUCCAAUUAUUUGGAGAAUCGACGCUCAGAACGGACGUGAUGGAAUCAGGAGUCGACUCUCACUCCUAUGGAUCCUGUGUGAACACAGGAUCUUUCUUUAUAGCUCCAUGGUGAACCGUCACAGCAGCAACAUUUAAGGAUGCUUCACCUCGUUGUGUGGAUUGUACUGUGUCAAAGUUUUGUGCAAUGUCUUUUCCACAACCGUACCCGACCCAACAUAGUCAUGGUGAUGGCUGAUGCUUUCGACGGACGACUAACCUUUGAUCCUGGUAGAAGAGUAGUGCAACUUCCAUAUAUAAACUACCUUAGAGAACUGGGAACCACCUUUCUAGAUGCCUACACAAAUUCUCCAAUAUGCUGCCCUUCAAGAGCAUCUAUGUGGAGUGGCCAAUUUGCUCACCUUACCCAGUCUUGGAACAACAAUAAGUGCCUUGACGGUAACGCUACAACGUGGAUGGACUCGCUAGAGAAGAGUGGCUAUCAGACGAACAUGUUUGGGAAGCUGGACUACAUCUCAGGGAGCCACUCACUCAGUAAUCGCGUUGAGGCCUGGACCCGCGGUGUGAAGUUCCUGCUGAGGCAGGAGGGCCGCCCUGUGACCCAACUGGUCGGGAACGCGUCCACAGUCCGGAUCAUGACCAAGGACUGGGAGACCACGGACAGGGCCACCCAGUGGCUACGGGACACGGCUGGGCGGUUACACCAGCCGUUCGCCCUCUACCUCGGCCUCAACCUCCCCCACGCGUACAAGACCGACUCCCUAGGGCCCACGGGAGGGGGAUCCACUUUCCUCACUUCCCCAUACUGGCUCAAAAAGGUAUCCUUGGAACUCAUCUCUGUUCCCAAAUGGCUGCCCAUGUCAGCCAUGCACCCAGUGGAUUACUACUCCACCUUCACCAAGAACUGCAGCGGAGAGUUCACCCAGGAGGAGAUCAGGAACAUCCGGGCCUUCUACUACGCUAUGUGUGCUGAGGCCGAUGCCAUGCUUGGCCAGGUUCUGGGGGCCCUGCGGUCCGCUGGGCUGCUGGACAACACCGUAGUGAUGUUCACCGCCGACCACGGAGACCUGGCCAUGGAGCACCGGCAGUACUACAAGAUGUCCAUGUUUGAGGGCAGUGCCCACGUCCCGCUGCUCAUCGCGGGCCCCGGACUGGCUUCCGGUCUGCAGUCCACCCAGACGGUGUCCCUGGUCGACCUCUACCCCACCGUCAUGGCGCUUGCAGGCAUCCCGGCACCGGGCUCCCUGAGUGGACACUCUCUCCUCCCUCUGCUCUCCUGGCCUGGCGCCAGUCCAGCUGAGACCCAUCCGGGCUGGGCUCUGAGCGAGUACCAUGGAUGUAAUGCCAACGCCUCCACCUACAUGCUGAGGAAGGGCCGGUGGAAGUACAUUGCCUACGCAGAUGGUCAGAGUAUCCCCCCACAGCUCUUUGACCUGACACUCGACAAGGAAGAACUUCACAAUGUGGUGACCAAAUUCCCAAAGGUCGGGGCAUACAUGGAGGAGCAGUUACGUAGUAUUGUGGCAUAUCCGAAAGUGUCUCAGGCCGUGCAACUGUACAACAAACAACAGUUUAUCUCUUGGCGGAAGGGUUUGGGCGGGUAUUACAGCAAAGUCAUCGCCAACCUAAGAUGGCACGUGGACUGGCAAAGAGAUAUGUUGGCUAAUGAGAAGGCAGUGGAUGAUUGGCUCAAUGGUAUAUGAUACAAUAUGGACACUGGACAAGGAUGCUAUUCAUUCUGAUGGAAACAAUGAAAAAAUAUAUUUGAUUCGUAAUGGCAGGCUUACAGCCUCAGAAACACUACAAGACAAUCAUCUAACAAUUCCCCACACCUCAACGAAGCAGAGUUUAUAUCAACAUUCCUCCUCAACAUGUUUUCUGAUUGUUUGUGUGUGUGUUUAUACUUUGCCUAUUGUGAGGAUUUAUUUUGUGAUAAAUAAUAAAGAUGCAGGUAUGGUGAAGAUGCUGACAUCUUAUCAUAUUUAA
This is a messenger RNA of Gadus morhua (Atlantic cod), 2044 nucleotides long. RefSeq names its product arylsulfatase family, member K (gene arsk). The record is from RefSeq and is a predicted model, not a curated record. Gene Ontology annotation, molecular function: glucuronate-2-sulfatase activity; arylsulfatase activity. NCBI's taxonomy places the organism in Eukaryota, Metazoa, Chordata, Actinopteri, Gadiformes, Gadidae. The transcript is spliced from 8 exons. The coding region runs from base 199 to 1761 and encodes 520 amino acids.